GUUGCCGCCGCCGCCGCCGCCUCUGUUGCUGGGGGUGGGUGAGAGGAGGGGCUGAGAAGGACCCUGCACUGGCAGACUCACUGGCUGUUUUUGUACCUGAGGGGCCUCCUUUCUCCGUCACACCUUGAGUCCCGCGGUGUCGAGGGGCAGUCCCUGGGGACACCUCGGCACGCAGCGGACAUGCCUCUCUUUGCCACCAACCCCUUCGACCAGGAUGUUGAGAAAGCAACUAGUGAGUUGAAUACUGCUGAGGACUGGGGCCUCAUCUUGGAUAUUUGUGAUAAGGUUGGCCAAUCUCGCACAGGACCUAAAGAUUGUCUUCGUUCUAUUAUGAGAAGAGUGAACCAUAAAGACCCCCAUGUUGCUAUGCAAGCUUUAACUCUUCUAGGAGCAUGUGUAUCAAAUUGUGGCAAAAUUUUUCACUUAGAAGUAUGUUCAAGAGACUUUGCUAGUGAAGUAAGCAACGUACUAAAUAAGGGUCAUCCUAAAGUAUGUGAAAAAUUAAAAGCUCUUAUGGUUGAAUGGACAGAUGAAUUUAAGAAUGAUCCACAGCUUAGUCUGAUAUCUGCAAUGAUUAAGAACCUUAAGGAACAAGGUGUAACAUUCCCAGCUAUUGGCUCUCAGGCUGCAGAACAAGCGAAAGCAAGCCCAGCUCUAGUAGCUAAGGACCCUGGCACUGUGGCUACUAAAAAGGAAGAAGAAGAUUUGGCAAAGGCUAUUGAGUUGUCCCUCAAGGAACAAAGGCAGCAGUCAACCCCCCUCUCCACGUUGUAUCCAAGCACAUCCAGUCUCCUCACUAACCACCAACACGAAGGCAGAAAAGUUCGCGCUGUGUAUGAUUUUGAAGCUGCUGAGGAUAAUGAGCUUACUUUUAAAGCUGGAGAAAUUAUUACAGUCCUUGAUGACAGUGAUCCCAACUGGUGGAAAGGUGAAACUCAUCAAGGCAUGGGCCUUUUUCCUUCUAAUUUUGUAACUGCAGAUCUUACUGCUGAACCAGAAAUGAUUAAAACAGAGAAGAAGACAGUACAAUUCAGUGAUGAUGUUCAGAUAGAGACAAUAGAACCAGAACCAGAACCAGCCUUUAUUGAUGAGGAUAAAAUGGACCAGCUGUUACAGAUGUUGCAAAGUACAGAUCCCAGUGAUAAUCAGCCAGACUUACCAGAGUUACUUCAUCUUGAAGCGAUGUGUCACCAGAUGGGACCUCUCAUUGAUGAAAAGCUGGAAGAUAUUGAUAGAAAACAUUCAGAACUCUCAGAACUAAAUGUGAAGGUGAUGGAAGCUCUUUCAUUGUAUACCAAGUUAAUGAAUGAAGAUCCAAUGUAUUCUAUGUAUGCAAAAUUACAGAAUCAGCAGUAUUAUAUGCAGUCAUCUGGUGUUUCUGGUUCCCAGGUUUAUCCAGGGCCUGCUCAGAGUGGUACCUACCUGGUUGCAGGGAAUGCACAGCUGACCCAUCUGCAGAGCUACAGCCUUCCCCCAGAGCAGCUGUCUUCUAUCAGCCAAGGAGCAGUUCCACCCUCUGCAAACCCAGCUCUUCCUAGUCAGCAGACCCAGGCGUCUUACCCGAAUGCAAUGGUUAGUUCUGUUCAAGGAAAUUCGUAUCCCAGCCAGGCUUCAAUAUAUAGUCCUCCUACUGCUGCUGCUGCUGCUGCUGUAGUACCUGUACCUGUUCCUGUACCUGCUGCUGUACCUGUACCUGCUGAUGUCACCAUAUACCAGAAUGCAGGACCUAACAUGUCUCAGGUGCCAAACUAUACUUUAACAUCAUCAACCCUGCCUCAAACAGGAGGCAGCCAACAGCCACCUCAGCCACAGCAAGCAUAUUCUCAGAAGGCUCUGCUAUAGAACUUGAUGUUCAUCUUGGUGGCAUAUUUCUGCUGAAUGCCACUGACAAUGCUAGGAGAUUCAGUAACAUCCCAAGAUUGGUUUUUCCUCAGCUUAUAAGAGUCUAUCUUGGUCAAGUUCAUAAUACUCAAGAAGGUAGAACUGUCUUCAAUUUGCACUGACUUUUUAGAGGAAUGCCCCUCCCCCGAGGAAUGAAACUACAACAUUUAUUUCCUUUCAUAAUAUGAAGAAUUGUUACAAGAUUAUUGUCUUGUAAAAUUACCUGGUCUGCAACACUCAAAAGAUCAAAAACUGCUGUGGCAAAUGUUAUGUACAUAGAUUGACAUGUAACUUCAUUAGUGACCAUUUGAAUUACAAUGGUGAUCAUGUGAAUAUAUUUAACACUGUGUUAAAUUAAUUUACAUUGUUUUAUUUUAAUCAUGAACAAGUAUGUUUGCUAAUGUUUUGUGUAAAUUUAAGAUAAGUACACUAUCUUUUUAAGCUACAAGAGAACCAAGCUGUAGCACAUUGACCUGAAGGCAUUGUCCUGUUGUAGUGUCACAUUAAAUUGAACCUUUUACUAAUUGUGAGCAAAACAUGUAUGUUAUAUCUUCCUGUUGCUCCUGCCCACUACUGGUUGUCUCACACCAGCAUACAGUAGCCACAUUUUUGGUGCAAUUAGAGGAAAAUAAUAUUCCCUUUAAACUUUUAUAUUUUGGCAUGAUGUUCCAGGUAUUGUGGACCAUGAGACAAAAAUUAGUCUUUUUAUUUUAUUUGGAAAGAAGUAACAUUGAUUAACUUUUUCAUAGUUGACCGUGGUGAUUAGGUUUUUAAAGCUGUGUUCUGUGUUUAUUGGUAGCAGUGACACCAAAGAUAGAGGUGAUGCACAUGGAGAGUUUUCAACUGGAAAAAAAAAAAAAGGAACUAACACUACGUUUUCAAAGUCUCUUGUAAUUUUUAGGAUAUAAACAAAAUUUGAUUCACUUGUCUUACCCCACUAGUUUUUUUUUUUAAAUGUCAUUGACACAUUGUAUCUUUUAAUUCUCAUUAAAAUGGAUAUGAAUAGGUGUUUCAAAGUAAUUUAUAUUCUGAUUUUGUUUAAUAGCUUUUAUAUUUAUUGUUAAGUUUCAAACUGGAGUCUAAGUUUUUUCCUCUUGAUCUCUGUCUCAUUUGAAGUUCUAUUAGAAUUAUUUUUGCUUAUUUAGAAGUAAUUUUAAUGAAUUAUUUUAAUCCAUACAAAAAAUCCACUGACAUUUUAGUCAUAAAUAUUUAUAGUUCCCCUGAUUGUACUAUACUAUUAUUUAAAUAACCUAAAAUUUGAGUAUCAUGUUUCCUAGAUUUGCAUUUCUGAGAUUUGUUUUCUUUUUGACAAAUGACUUCAGCUUUGGCAAAUAAUGUUGAGAGUUGUUAACUCACAGAUUCAUAUUUACAGCUCUUUCACUCUUAGUUUUACUUGAGUUUAAAGUAUGUCACCACCAAAUUGUAAUGUUAAGAUUCUAAUUCAGGUGCCACAUUUUAAAGUAGUUUCUUUUUUUUUAAGAAAACGUCAUAAACAGGUAGAUUAUAAUCUUUUUUUGUUCCAAUUUAAAUAUUAUGGUAUACGUGAUAUACUUUUCUUCAGGUCAUACUGUGUUUUCCUUGUAUUUUUAUAAGUUUCUGUUUACAACUAACUAUAUUCCCAUUUUAAUUUUGAUACCUUCAUGUUAAAAAACAACAACAACAAAAUAGUCUCCAGUAUGCAUCUUACCCUUUAAGUAUGUCAGUGGUGAACUGAAAAGAAGAAAAGCUACCCAUUUUACAAUGCAUAUAUAUUGUUUUGUAUUAGAUUACCAAGCAGAUAAAGAGAUGAAUGGGUGACUGGUAUGGACUCUGUCUUAGUGACUUCACUUGGGUAACUGGGCAGAAAAGUUCAGUUGUAAUGAGGCACCGACCUUUUAACUUUCAAGUAGCUUGCGUGACUAGGGAAGAAAAUGGGUUAAUGGGGUUCGCAAGUAGUUCUGUUUGAAAUACUAUGCAAGUUGCACUUGAAGAAAACCUUUGCUGGGUGUGAUGAUGACGAUGAUGAUGAUGCACACCUUUAAUCCCAGCACUCAGGAGGAGGAGGAGGCAGGGGGAUCUCUGAGUUUGAGGCCAGCCUGGCCUGCUGAGAGUAAGCUCUAAGCCUGCCAGGCUACAUAGUGAGAUCCUGUCUCAAGAACCAAAUAGCAGCAACAGCAGCAACAAAUUUUUUUGACAGCCAUCCAUAAUUUGGUAAAUAGACUGUUUAAAAAACUGUCUCUAUAGAGUAAACAUCUAUGAAGGAGAUGCUUGGUUUAUUCCUUUUUAGAGUUUGAGAAAUGUUCUUAUAAAGAUGAGCCCUGAAGGAGACAGACUGCAGCUGUGUCCUGUGCUGCAGUCCCCAUAGUGUUGGGUGUGAUAAUAAUGUCACUGCCUGAGAUCAGUAGUUGUGGCCUACGCUUUGUACUAAGAGAAUUUUUAUAGGCUUUCCUGACCCUUUGACCUUCUAUCACUGUUCCCUGUCACCUCUACUUGGCUAGGGACAUUUUUCUAAGAUGUGCCCAGACAUGCCCUUCUUACUCACUUCUUCCUUAGUUACUUCUGGAACAUUUCUUUCCUCUUCCCUUUUAAUACUCAAAGUGUUCAAUAAAUCAGCAUCGUUCAUUUCUAAUAUAGAGGGCUUUCAUGUGUGACAUCUGUCUCUUGGAACUUGAAAAUGGUCUUUGUCCAGUGCUUAAGUUUGUAUUAGAUGAGUGUCCUGCAUAAUAAACUGUACAGCUCUAACAAACUGUAGAAAUUAUUUUCUAAUAAGAAGUUCAUUGGUAAGAUUGGGCAUAUUUUCAUGCAAUGUACAUUAAAAUCACUGUUUUAUUUUUUUACUUA
Grammomys surdaster is the source of this 4701-nucleotide messenger RNA. It is a transcript of the gene Stam, whose product is annotated as signal transducing adaptor molecule. Bases 181 to 1842 code for a protein of 553 amino acids. Gene Ontology annotation, biological process: protein transport to vacuole involved in ubiquitin-dependent protein catabolic process via the multivesicular body sorting pathway. Gene Ontology annotation, cellular component: ESCRT-0 complex. The transcript is spliced from 14 exons. Gene Ontology annotation, molecular function: ubiquitin binding; phosphatidylinositol binding. The record is from RefSeq and is a predicted model, not a curated record. NCBI's taxonomy places the organism in Eukaryota, Metazoa, Chordata, Mammalia, Rodentia, Muridae.